This is a messenger RNA of Engraulis encrasicolus (European anchovy), 3903 nucleotides long. RefSeq names its product oocyte zinc finger protein XlCOF6-like. The coding region runs from base 167 to 2440 and encodes 757 amino acids. The transcript is spliced from 8 exons. Gene Ontology annotation, cellular component: nucleus. Gene Ontology annotation, molecular function: DNA-binding transcription factor activity, RNA polymerase II-specific; histone methyltransferase activity; RNA polymerase II transcription regulatory region sequence-specific DNA binding. Lineage: Eukaryota; Metazoa; Chordata; Actinopteri; Clupeiformes; Engraulidae. Gene Ontology annotation, biological process: regulation of transcription by RNA polymerase II; embryo development; urogenital system development. The record is from RefSeq and is a predicted model, not a curated record.
AUUCAUUCAUCUGAGGCGAAAGUCAUCAUUCAUUCAUCAUUUGAACAGAAGAUAUCAAGAAAAGACCUUUCAUGCUCUCGUUUGUUCUUUGAAAUAGUGACAGCGGGGUCUCAAUCUCACAACCAGCCAAGAGUUCAUCUGAUGAGUGCACAAUUCAGAGUCAGCCAUGGAGGCAGACACACAGGAGUUUUUGGAUGGAGAGGUAGCAAGAGAGAAAGUCCCCACAGCAAAGACACCUGAUGUGCCAAAGAUAGAUUGGUUGAAGCAGCAGAAAGCCCAACUGAAGGACUACAAGCGUGGAGGCAGGCUGCGGAACAAAUCCCGAAUUAGUUACACUGAGGAGGAAGAACCCAACGAUGACAACUACUUCCUGUGUGAGGACUGUGAAGACGUCUUCAUUGAGGAAUGCUGGAUCCAUGGGCCCCCCAUCUUCAUCCCUGACACCCCGGCACCAGUAGGGGUCCCAGACCGAGCCAGACUCACACUGCCCCCAGGCCUGGAGGUCAGCAGGUCCCACAUCCCCAACGCAGGACUGGGGGUGUUCAACCGAGGCCAGGAGAUAGCCAGAGGAACACACUUUGGACCCUACGAGGGAGAAGUCAUGUACAAGGACCAGGCCAUGGAGAGUGGAUACUCCUGGGUGAUUUUUAAGGGUCUGCACAGAGAUGAGUGCAUAGAUGCGAAGAGGGAGACUCAUUCCAACUGGAUGAGGUAUGUGAACUGUGCUCGUGACCGUGAGGAGCAGAAUCUGGUGGCGUUUCAGUACAGAGGAGGGAUUGUGUAUCGCUGCUGUCGACCCAUUGGUCCUGGAGAAGAGCUGCUGGUCUGGUAUGGAGAAGACUACGCCAAAGAGCUGGGCAUCACACUCGACUACCUCUGGGACGUCAACACUAAAGGUACUAAAGAGGUGUCUCAGGUGCACAAACACGUCAAGAGAAGUCCCACAGAUGAGUAUGUGCAUCUGCGGAGGUCUGGAGAGAUCAGAUCAGAUGUCUUACCUUCGGGAGAUAGAAACCGACACAAACACCAAUCCACAACUGAGGCAUCCAGACCAGUCACACAGUCUUCUUCAGAACAGCCAGGAACGGACGACCAGAAGCAAAAUCGCAUCUCUCACAUAGGAGGGAAGACACAGCAUCGUACUCACACAGGCGAAAGGCCGUAUCAGUGCAGUCAAUGUGGCAAGAGAUUCAUUCAAGUAAAAACUUUAAAAGAACACCAGCGCAUUCACACAGGAGAGAGGCCGUAUCACUGCACUCAGUGUGGCAAGACUUUCAAUAAAGCAUUUAAUCUAAAACUACACCAGUACACUCACACAGGAGAGAGGCCGUAUCACUGCACUCAGUGUGGCAAGAAUUUCACUCAGGCGGGAGCUUUAAAAGUACACCAGCGCACUCACACAGGAGAGAGGCCGUACCACUGCAUUCAGUGUGGGGGGACAUUCACUCAAUGUCGUAGUUUAAAGACACACAAGUGCUCUCACAGUAAAGAGCCCCUCACUCACACAGGUCGGAAGAAACACAGCUGCAGUCAGUGUGGCAAGAGUUUCAUUCAGGCAGGAACCUUAAAAGUACACCAGCGCACUCACACAGGAGAGAGGCCGUAUCACUGCACUCAGUGUGGCAAGACUUUCAAUAAAGCUUUUAAUCUAAAACUACACCAGUACACUCACACAGGAGAGAGGCCGUAUCACUGCACUCAGUGUGGCAAGAAUUUCACUCAGGCGGGAGCUUUAAAAGUACACCAGCGCACUCACACAGGAGAGAGGCCGUACCACUGCAUUCAGUGUGGGGGGACAUUCACUCAAUGUCGUAGUUUAAAGACACACAAGUGCUCUCACAGUAAAGAGCCCCUCACUCACACAGGUCGGAAGAAACACAGCUGCAGUCAGUGUGGCAAGAGUUUCAUUCAGGCAGGAACCUUAAAAGUACACCAGCGCACUCACACAGGAGAGAGGCCAUAUCAGUGCACGCUGUGUGGCAAGAGUUUCAACACAGCAUUUAAUUUAAAACAACACCAGUACACUCACACAGGAGAGAGGCCGUAUCACUGCACUCAGUGUGGCAAGGGUUUCACUCAGACGGGAGCUUUAAAAAUACACCAGCGCACUCACACAGGAGCGAGGCCAUAUGACUGCACAUGGUGUGGUAAGAGUUGCAUUACGAAGGGAAAUUUAAAACUACACCAGUACACUCACACAGGCGAGAGGCCGUAUCUCUGCACUCAGUGUGGCAAGAGUUUCACACAGGCGGAACAUUUAAGACGACACCAACGCACCCACACUGGAGAGAGGCCGUAUCACUGCACACAGUGCGGCAAGAGUUUCAAUACAGCAUUUAUUUUAAAACGACACCAGCGCAUUCACACAAGAGAGAGGCCAUAUAAUUGCACUCAGUGUGGCAAGAAGUUCACUCAGGCGGGAGCUUUGAAAGUACAUUAGCGCAGUCACACAGGAGAGAGGCUGUAUUACUGCUCUCAAUGUGGCAAGCGUUGCAUUACAAAGGGAAAUUUAAAACUACACCAGCGCACUCACACAGGAGAGAGGCCGUAUCACUGCACUCAAUGCGUCAAGAGUUUUAAUACAGCAUUUCAUUUAAAACGACACCAGCACACUUACACCGGAGAGAGACCGUAUCACACGUUCACUCAGUGUCAUAGUUUAAAGGUACACAAGUGAUCUCACAGUAAAGAGCCCCUCACUCCCACAGGACAGAAAAAACAUUGCUUCACUCAGUGUGCCAAGAGUUUCACUGAGCUAACAACUGUAAUACAACACCAGCACACGCACACAGGAGAGUGGCCGUUUCACUGGUUUCAGUGUGACAAGAGUUUCACUGCAGAUAGGUCUUAAAAACUACAUCAGCGCACACAUACAGGAGACAGGCGACCUCUAAAAUCGUUCCUCGCAAUUUUGACAAUAUUGCUCAUAUGCACAUGUCUGCCCACCUUGUGUAAAGUGCUCUCCCGCGCACAAAAACGACAUAAAAUCCGCAUGGCAACGUGUUUGUGCACAAAAUGUACCAGUGCACGUGUAUCCUCCAGCAAGUUUGUCUCGAGCCUCAUUUUGUUUCCACAAGGCCAAUGCCAAUAAACAAGACUUUUAUCAUAAACAUUCAAACAGAGAACACAUACAUUUUUUUCGUGAUUUUUGAGAAAAUGGCUAGCUCUUAUCCAGACUGUUUGUAGGCUUCUUGGGUUUGGGUUCCUUUGUUUUGCAUUCUAACCCCGGGUUAGGGUAUUGACGAGGUUCAGGGUUACUGCCCUGAAGAAGGCACUCCUGCCGAUACGCGUUGGCCUUGUUUUUACUAUGUCCAUGUAGGUCUUGUCAAAUUAAAAUACAUUUAGCCUUGGUCUGAGAAUUUUUACUCAAUUUUGAACAUACAUGAAUUUUUUUAGCUGAAUUUGUCUCAGCUUGACUCUUCUUUCCUGUGUUCUAGGUUUUAAUUUUUCUUUUUUUAAAUACUGUAGUGUGUUUAACAAUUUAUUUUAAAUAUUUUUUUAAGGAUGUGUGAAAGAUGAAACACCUUGAGCCAUUAACUAUACACUAUACGUUUAAGUUGUGAUAUUACUUAAGAAAGUACUCUAAAUAUAUGAAGGGUUUCAUUGCAAAACGGUGUAUCCACCAUUUUUACUUUUGCAUUUUAUUAUUGGAAAUGACUGUUCAGAGGUCUGAUCACCUUUGUGUGAAUUCUUGCCAUUCAAAUAUUUUGAGAACAUGCUUUUUAAACCUAUAUAAAAUGAAUUUUGCAAUGCAAUACAAUGGAAUGCCCAAUACAAAAUGUCAAUUUCCCAACAUUCAACAAAAUGGAGAUACACCGUUUUGCAAAUAAACCCUUCAUAUAUUUCUGUGUGUAAAUAGGCAAGGGAAAACUGAAUAAAAUAUGGAAUGGAGCAUAAACUGCA